Actinia tenebrosa (Australian red waratah sea anemone) is the source of this 2439-nucleotide messenger RNA. RefSeq names its product clathrin heavy chain linker domain-containing protein 1. The record is from RefSeq and is a predicted model, not a curated record. NCBI's taxonomy places the organism in Eukaryota, Metazoa, Cnidaria, Anthozoa, Actiniaria, Actiniidae.
CAACAGAAUGGUAUCCUUAGCAACAUUAACAAGAAUAUCUACAGCUGCAAAAUGGCUUCCUGACUUACACCGACAUGGCUUUCUUCAUAUUAUAAAAGUUUGCUAUUAAGUUUAUCGACAUUUUAUACUCAAUAUCAAAAUAUUUUUUGAAAAAGGAAGUCGUUCUUUUUGACGUAAAUUAGUAUAUGGAUUCGAUUCGAAUGCCUUCUCACGAAAGAACUCGUUCUAUGGAUUCGAUUACUCGAUUUUCUACGAGAAAAAAGAUUCGAAUUCAGCAAACUGUGCCUUCGAGCGAUGUAUCGGAUAUCGAGAAGUAUAUCGAAGAUGAACUACGUCGCUUGAAUUUUCACCCGGAUACAACGCGCCAUGACAAUUACAUCGUACAUAAACAUGCGUUUGAUCAGCUGGUUGAUAGCAAAGCUGUGGUGUACAAACCGAUUCUCUCUAAGAUUAAAGCUGAGUUUGAAGACUGUAUUGAGGCGCUUGAAAAAGGCAAAAGUCAGUCUGUUUACUUACAAGGGAUGGUUAAAGCCUUGAUGGUGGAAAAAUCUACGUUGAGGCACUUUAUUCGUCGAGGAGAUGAAUUGGAAGAAAAGGUGGAAAAACUUAGGAAUUUCAAUUCAAGUUUAAGAGGAAGAAUCCAUGCUUAUCAGAGCGAAAGAGCAAGGAGAAUAGCUUCCGCAGAAGCGAAAUCUUUAGGAGCAGUGAAAAAACAUAUCAAGAAGACUAUCCCAGGGCUUUCCUUGGAAGAACUUACAGACAUUCCAACGUUGAAAAGAACUCUUGCCAAGCUUGAUUCACAAGUUAUUGAGCUUCAAAAUGCAAGUGGGACAAAAUUUGUUGAGAGGGAUCGUAAAAUGGCUCUGAAAAAUAAGAUAACACAAAAGGAAGAGUAUUUAGUAGGUCUGAAUGAUGUAAAUGCCAAGUUGAAGGAAAGAUGUGAUGUACUUAAAGUUGUCGUAGAGGCAUCCAAGAAGGCCUUAAAAAAUCCUGACAAAGAUGUCCACCUUUAUAGUGUGGCAGUGAAAGCACUUUCGGAGUAUGGAAAGACAAAGUAUGGCAAACAGAGCAAUGCAUUGCAACAGUUUCUAACUUUUGAUGACGAUGAUCCUAUCAAGAAGAAAGAGGCUGAAAGACUGAUUGACUACUGUGACCACUUCAACAACCUCUUUGAUUUUGGACAAUAUGAAGCUGCAGCUAUUCAUGCAGCUAAUUCUCCUUUUGGGAUUUUAAGAAAUUAUGAAACUCUUAUUCGUUUCAAACAAGCUGAUACUGUUGAAGGAGGCCAGACACCAUUGUUAACUUUCUGUGAUGCACUCAUGGCAACAGCUAGUGCAGCUCAGCCUCUGACACAGGCCAUGUCAGUAGAAUGCAUAAGAUGUGCUUUAUCUGAAAACCGUCUUGAUUUGGCCACACACUGGUUAGCACAGGGUAAACUGUCUUAUUCUAUUCCCCUUGGUGAAGUUCUUGCAGAGCAUUGCAAUUGCCCCAAGACAUGCACCUGUACCUGCUUACCUCUUGCACAGACAGUAUUCAUGCAAGUCAAUGCACACAGCCGAGCAGCAAAAUGCCUUUGCAAACAAGGAAAGUACAUAACCCUCCUCCAUUAUACCAAGAAGCAUGGUAACUUUGAAAGUGAAGAUUACAAGAACCUUUUGAAAUCUAAUCCAUCAACUGAACUUGCCCAGCUGAUGUUGACAACAAAGGGACACAAAAAGAAUUCUCAUGUUCUCAGCUUUGCAGCUGUUGUGUCAGCACUUCUUGACAAAGAAAACCAUAGUCAACUUGUUGCAGUUUUGAAAAGACUGUCAAGCUAUGAUAGGCUAAGUCUAUCGUCCAUAGUCAACAGAAUUUUGUAUGAGGCAGAUGACAAUGAAAUGAAUGCUGACAAAUGGUUAGAGGUGGUUAGUAUUUGUGAGGAAGCAGGUUUAUAUGAGGUUGGUGUUGAAAUCUUAGCAGCUAUUACCAUUGGAGAGGCUCUGAACAGGGCAUCCAUUGCUUUUAGUAUGGAUUAUAUCUCAUAACUGAAAAGUAUUUUGAACAUUUAUUCAGUGUUACAGUGAGGACACUCAAACCGUGAGUUUUUUUCAGGUUAUCAUUACCUGAACUUUCUAAUGUUUCACACCCUCUAAAUGAUAAGCCUACUCCGCAGCCUUCAUUAAUCUCAGGGACCGGAGAAGGCUGGGAGGAGACUACCCAGUGAUCAUUAUUUUAUUUCCAAUAAUCAGAAAUUAUUGAUUGGCUUGAGGGAUAAUUAACAGUGUGCAUUUUCUAAGUGUGCAUGAUUAAAGUGUUAUCAUGUAGAAAUAUUUGGAUGGUAUUCCUACAAUGCACUCUACCGUGAAAUUGAAAUAAAUGACAUAAAAAAUGUAAAUAUAUAAUUCAUGAGCACACUGUCUUAUUUCAAUGGUAAAAUACCUCUGUUAGUGCUAAAUAUUG